UGGCCUUUUCUGCUUCAACUUGCUGCGUUCACUCGUGUUUCCUGGCUUCAACUCUCACGCAAAGAAAAACCUGAAAAGUAUUUUUUUUUCUGUUACAAAUCACACUGGACUAGAGUCAGGUAUUAUAUCUACAUCUUCAGUUAGAUUCUAACUGAAGCCAGGGCGCAGACAUUUUGUUUUACUAUUACUUAGUCUAAGUUGGUUUGUGUGAGUUUGUGAAAGAGGGAAGAGGAGUCGGAUUGGGUUUGUCUGCAUGAGUUUUUGAGUUGGAAAAAGAGCAGAAUGAUCGCGGCUCAACUACUGGCCUAUUACUUCACAGAGCUGAAGGAUGACCAAGUUAAAAAGAUUGAUAAGUACCUGUACUCCAUGCGCUUCUCUGAUGAGACGCUGCUGGACAUCACCAAGCGCUUCAGAAUGGAGCUGGUCAACGGGCUGGGCGGUGACACCAACGCCACCGCCUCGCUAAAGAUGCUCCCAACGUUUGUGCGGUCGAUCCCGGAUGGAACAGAGAAAGGAGAUUUCAUUGCUUUGGAUCUGGGAGGCAGUAACUUCAGAAUCCUGCGUGUCAAAGUCAGCCAUGAGAAAAAACAGACGGUCCAGAUGGAGAGUGAGGUCUACGACACGCCAGAGGAUAUCAUUCACGGCAGCGGAACAAGACUGUUCGACCAUGUGGCCGAGUGUCUAGGCGACUUCAUGGAGAAACAUGACAUCAAAGACAAGAGACUCCCAGUGGGUUUUACCUUCUCCUUCCCCUGCCAGCAGAACAAACUGGAUGAGGGCUAUCUGAUACAAUGGACGAAACGUUUCAAAGCCAGCGGGGUGGAAGGGAUGGAUGUUGUCCAGCUGCUCAACAAAGCCAUUAAGAAACGAGGAGACUACGAGGCCGAUAUCAUGGCAGUAGUGAACGAUACCGUAGGAACAAUGAUGACCUGCGGUUUUGAUGACCAGCGCUGUGAAGUUGGCAUUAUCAUCGGUACUGGCACCAACGCUUGCUACAUGGAGGAGCUGCGUCACAUCGACCUGGUGGAGGGAGACGAGGGCCGCAUGUGCGUCAACACUGAGUGGGGGGGAUUUGGAGACGACGGCCGGCUGGAGGACCUCAGGACGGAGUUUGAUAGAGAGAUAGACAGAGGUUCUCUCAACCCCGGCAGCCAGCUUUUUGAGAAGAUGGUCAGUGGGAUGUACAUGGGGGAGCUGGUUCGCCUCAUCCUGGUAAAGAUGGCCCGAGAGGGGCUGCUGUUUGAGGGGAGAAUCACCCCUGAGCUGCUUACUAGGGGCACAUUUGAGACCAAACAUGUUUCAGCAAUAGAGAAGAGUAAGGAAGGUUUAAUCAAGGCAAAAGAUAUCUUAAGUCGACUUGGCGUGGAACCUUCAGCAGACGACUGCGUCGCUGUACAACACGUUUGUGCCAUUGUCUCCCACCGCUCUGCUAACCUGGUAGCUGCUGCCCUGGCUGGCAUCCUGUUGAGAAUGAAGGACAACAGAGGAUUGACACGACUCCGAACCACUGUGGGCAUUGAUGGGUCUCUGUACAAGAUGCACCCACAAUACGCUCGUCGCCUCCAUAAGACCGUCAGACGUUUGGUUCCCGACUGCGACGUCCGCUUCCUUCUAUCAGAGAGUGGCAGUGGGAAAGGCGCUGCCAUGGUGACAGCCGUGGCCUACAGACUCGCCGAUCAAUCCCGACAAAUCGCCAAGAUACUGUCCGAGUUCCGCCUGACGACCGAGCAGCUGCUCGAGGUGAAAAAGAGGAUGACGACAGAGAUCGAAAACGGUCUUUCAAAGAGUACACAGGACACUGCCACGGUCAAAAUGCUGCCUACGUUUGUCCGCCGCACCCCUGACGGCUCAGAAAAUGGGGAUUUCCUUGCUUUGGACUUGGGUGGAACCAACUUUCGGGUUCUGAUGGUCAAGAUUCGCUCUGGGAAAAAGAGAUCGGUGGAGAUGCACAACAAGAUUUACGCUAUUCCUCUGGAGGUGAUGCAGGGAACAGGAGAGGAGCUGUUUGAUCACAUAGUGCAUUGCAUCAGUGACUUCCUGGACUACAUGGGGAUGAAGAACGCACGUCUUCCUCUGGGCUUCACCUUCUCCUUCCCAUGCCGACAGACGAGCCUUGAUGCUGGCAUCUUGGUGACUUGGACCAAGGGCUUCAAGGCGACAGACUGUGAGGGAGAAGAUGUUGUCGGACUGCUGAGGGAAGCCAUUAAGAGAAGAGAGGAGUUUGACCUAGAUGUGGUGGCUGUCGUCAACGACACAGUGGGAACCAUGAUGACCUGUGCCUACGAAGAGCCCACCUGUGAGAUUGGACUCAUUGCUGGAACUGGCAGCAAUGCCUGCUACAUGGAGGAGAUGAAGAACAUUGAGACGGUCGAGGGCGAUGAGGGACGCAUGUGUGUCAACAUGGAGUGGGGGGCUUUCGGGGACAACGGAUGCCUGGACGACUUUAGGACAGAGUAUGACAACAUGGUGGACGAGCUCUCUCUGAAUCCAGGGAAACAAAGAUAUGAGAAGAUGAUCAGCGGCAUGUACCUUGGAGAGAUUGUGAGGAACAUCCUCAUAGACAUGACCAAAAAGGGAUUCCUAUUCAGAGGCCAGAUUUCUGAAACACUGAAGACCAGAGGCAUCUUUGAAACAAAGUUCCUUUCACAGAUAGAGAGUGACAGAUUGGCCUUGCUGCAAGUGAGAUCCAUCUUGCAACACUUAGGACUGGACAGCACAUGUGACGACAGUAUUAUCGUCAAAGAGGUAUGUGGAACAGUGUCGCGGCGUGCCGCUCAGCUGUGCGGGGCAGGGAUGGCAGCUGUUGUGGAUAAGAUAAGAGAGAACCGCGGCCUGGACCAUUUGGACAUCACUGUGGGGGUGGACGGGACGUUGUACAAAUUACAUCCACAUUUCUCGCGGGACAUGCAUCAGACUGUCAAGGAACUGGCCCCUAAAUGCACCGUCAACUUCCUGCUAUCUGAGGACGGCAGUGGCAAAGGAGCGGCUCUCAUCACAGCCGUGGGCUGUCGGCUUAGGGAAGAGCUCAACAGUAAAUAAAAAAGAAAUGAUCUGCAGUUUGUCGUUUUCACCCCAUUCCUCCCAUCCUCCUCCCCUUUCUGACACGCCUUGUUUUCCUCCAAACGGACUACAGUCAACACCUUACAUCCUGGCUGCUGUUCCAACCCUGUGUCUACCUGAGACAAAUAAAGGGGCACUCCCUUUCUCUGCAGACUUCAGUAGCAGAGGUUAUCUAUAGCAGUUAACUAUAUCCAACAGCAACCAGUUGCUUCAAAACACACUUUUGUGAUUAUAAACUUUAACACUUAUAAAGAUAAAACAUCUGAUUUAAAACAUAAUUAAAUAUAAUAUGAAUAUGUUUUAUUUUUAUUAUGUUUUAUUUUAUGCUACCUAUUCCUGGUUGCUCCAAUGUCUCCACCUGGAGGCUUUAUCUGGUUACUGCAGUUGUCAGGUUUCCUACAAGUCGUAAAUAAGACAUUCAUUUCAUGAUUCAACAAAAAACAACACAAUUUUAGACCAAUUUGUGUCUGUUUGCUGCUGUUCUAGUCUUAAUAUUUUUACAGGGUGACUUAAAUCGAUCGGAUGGAGAAGAAAGGGAAUAUUUGUGCUUAAGGUUUUUAAAAGUCUCACCCUGAUGUGAUGCAAUAUAUUUCGCAUUGUUAUUUAUUUUAUUUUUAUGAUUAAAAAUAUUCCUGUUGCAAAUAUCAUACGCACACAGUGGGCCACUGGCUGAUAUUCCCUGACUUUAUUUUCCCCUUGCACUGUGCACCAACCCUACUUUCAUGUGUCUGCUGAGUGUGUGUUUCCGCUCUCUGACUGCAAUGUGUACAGCUCUCUGUAAGCCACUGCAAACUGCUUCAUACUGUUGGUACUAAUUGCAGCUGCUGGAAAACUAGCUGUUGGGUUUUUUUGGUAGUCAUGGCCGUCCUUAUCAGCAUGAACGUGGUGCUAACAUGAUGAACAAAGAUGGCAACCUGAGUAUAAAUGUAAGAAUGUAACGGAGGCAAAUGUUCGGGAAAGAUUUAUUGCAUUUUGGCAGAAGAUGUGUAUAUUUAAAAAAAAAAAAAAAAA
Molecule: messenger RNA, 4071 nt
Organism: Cyprinodon variegatus (sheepshead minnow)
Lineage: Eukaryota; Metazoa; Chordata; Actinopteri; Cyprinodontiformes; Cyprinodontidae
Product: hexokinase-1-like
Exons: 21
Coding region: 283-3039 (918 amino acids)
Biological process (GO): intracellular glucose homeostasis; glycolytic process; glucose 6-phosphate metabolic process
Cellular component (GO): cytosol; mitochondrion
Molecular function (GO): mannokinase activity; ATP binding; glucokinase activity
Source: RefSeq, a predicted model, not a curated record